Balearica regulorum gibbericeps (East African grey crowned-crane) is the source of this 123-nucleotide messenger RNA. Lineage: Eukaryota; Metazoa; Chordata; Aves; Gruiformes; Gruidae. The record is from RefSeq and is a predicted model, not a curated record.
AUGAAGAACCUUCCCUUUUCUGUGGACAACAAAUGGCGAUUACUCGCAGUAAUGUGUGGAUUCUUUGGUAGUGGAUUUGUUGCCCCUUUCUUGAUAGUCAGACACCAGCUUCUUAAGAAGUGA